GCACCUCCCCAGCCAGCUUUGCCGUCCGGUCCUCGAUGGCGACAAUCCCAGCUCUCACCACUAUAGCCAUUCUCCUGACUUGCCUCUUCUCCGGGGCGCGUAGCCAGACCCCGAGGGCUUUCCAGGAGAGCACCGUCCCCUUUGAGGUGCUCAGCCAGGAGCAGGCUUACAGUCUGGUCCAGCCAAGCCUGUUCCGGGACGCCAAGCUGUCGAACCACUCGGAGAGUCUGCGGGACGCCCCGCCGCUGCUGCCCGUGUGCGUGAAGCCUGCAGACAUCAGGCACAUCUUCAAGUACAUCAACACCAUCGUGUCCUGCACCAUCUUCAUAGUGGGGAUCAUCGGGAACUCCACGCUCCUGAGGAUCAUUUACAAGAACAAGUGCAUGAGGAACGGGCCAAACGUCCUCAUCGCUAGCCUGGCGCUCGGAGACCUGCUCUACAUCCUCAUCGCUCUGCCCAUCAACGUCUAUAAGCUCUUGGCAAAGGACUGGCCCUUCGGCGUGCAGGUGUGCAAGCUGGUGCCCUUCAUCCAGAAAGCCUCCGUGGGCAUCACGGUCCUCAGCCUUUGCGCUCUCAGCAUCGACAGGUACCGAGCAGUGGCGUCCUGGAGUCGGAUCCAGGGGAUAGGGAUCCCCAUGUGGAAGGCAGUGGAGGUGGCGCUGAUCUGGGUGGUGGCCAUCGUGCUCGCCAUCCCCGAAGCUAUAGCCUUCGACGUGGUGGAGCUCAGCUACUGGGAGCGGCACCUGUGGGUGUGCAUGCUCGCCUCCGAACAGAAAUCCAGCUUCAUGAUGUUCUACCGUGACGUGAAGGACUGGUGGCUUUUCGGCUUCUACUUCUGCCUCCCCUUGGUAUGCACUGGCAUCUUCUACACCCUCAUGUCAUGCGAGAUGCUGAGCAAGAGAAAUGGCAUGAGAAUUGCUCUGAACGACCACAUGAAACGGCGCCGGGAGGUGGCCAAGACCGUGUUCUGCCUGGUGGUGAUCUUUGCGCUCUGCUGGCUGCCGCUCCACCUCAGCCGCAUCCUCAAAAAGACCAUCUAUGAUCAGACGGACCCCAACAGGUGUGAACUGCUCAGUUUCCUCCUGGUGAUGGAUUACUUUGGGAUCAACAUGGCCUCCCUCAACUCCUGCAUCAACCCCGUGGCUCUCUACUUCGUUCAAGAACUGCUUCCAGGUAGGGCCGAGCCCUCCAGAGCUCCUGGGUUAUGGGCACCGUUCCCAUGUACUGACAUCACGCCGACGGACGAGAAGGGCUCCGUGGGGAAGUGGAAAGCCAACGGGCAGGAGCUCGGGCUGGACCGGAGCAGCUCCCGCUUGAGCAACAAGUACAGCUCGUCCUAA
Molecule: messenger RNA, 1340 nt
Organism: Apaloderma vittatum (bar-tailed trogon)
Lineage: Eukaryota; Metazoa; Chordata; Aves; Trogoniformes; Trogonidae
Product: endothelin B receptor-like
Biological process (GO): regulation of blood pressure; G protein-coupled receptor signaling pathway; enteric nervous system development
Cellular component (GO): membrane
Molecular function (GO): endothelin receptor activity
Source: RefSeq, a predicted model, not a curated record